CCCAAAAGAUGCCGUCCAUCAAUGAAAAUGAACCGUGCUUAGAAGAAGACGAUUCUGCACUGAAAUCGCAACCCUUUCAGAAGUUGUGUUCCCUUUCCUCCGUCUCAGUAGCCGUUGGAGGAUCUUCUCAAAGCUCUCAGCUCAUUCCCUCCAUUUUCAUCACCUCUGCAAAAUUCCCGCCUAAGUUACACUGAUCUUCUCUUCAUCUUUUCAAUUCAUCCUUCAAAACCCUAGCUAUGAAUUCCUCAUGAAAAGCUGCUCUUUUGUGCAUUACAUGCAAAUACUCAAAUGGGAUUUUGAGCUUUUGGGCUACUGAGUUCUGAUGAUCAGUUUUGACGAUAGUUUCAAGGUCUGAAUGGCAACUGACACAGCACCAGAUGAGAAAGUUCACACCCAUGAAGAGAAGAUUGAAAGGCUCGAGCACACAAUUGACUACUUAAAGAAAGCAAUUGAAGACCUACAGAGAAGUCAGGAUGAACAAAUGCAGCACUUUGAAGGUCGAUUCCAAAAACUGGAAGGCAUGCAGAGUUGCUCUACCUUGGCAAAGCAACCAAAAGAGUUUCGAGGUACUAAAGUAGUGAUGGACCGUGGGGCUAAUCAUGACUUGCAUCCAGGACCCAUAGAUGAGUCUGUGCUGACUCUGCAGUAUGAUCAUAGGUCCACAGCCAUAUGGCGUGGUCAAGAAUUUGAGCCACUUACAUGUAGAAGGUGUGAUGGUGCAUUCUGGCGAUUAGGUGAAUUAGAUUCUCGUAUACAGUGCUUGAUGAUCCAAGCUGGCUUCUAUGGUGUGUAUAAGGCGGGUCAUAUACAAUUAGAUCAUGCUUUAAUCACAGCACUUGUUGAGAGAUGGCGCCAAGAAACUCACACGUUUCAUCUUCCUGUUGGUGAGGCUACUGUCACUCUACAGGAUGUCUCUAUCAUGUGGGGCCUCCCAAUUGAUGGUGAGCCAGUGACUGGGCAUGAUAUAGCUCGGACCACAGAGGAGUGGCAAGAAAUGUGUGAGGAACUAUUAGGAUUUAGACCGCCAUUGAGUGCUUUUGACAGUGGGCGCCUUAAACUGAAAUCCAUAGAGGACCAUUUUGAGGUUGAGCCAUUACAGCCAGAUGCCCCAGAUCAUGUAGUGCAAUUCUUUGCUAGAGCACGCAUACUACAGCUUCUUGGUGGUUUAUUGCUGCCAGAUGCAUCAAAUAAUAAGGUAAAACUAAUGUUUUUGCCUUUGUUAAGGGAUUUUGAGGCAGCUGGCAAGCUUAGUUGGGGUAGUGCUGUCCUUGCUUCAUUAUACCGUGCUCUAUGUCGGGCUACUAAAUCAAAUGUAGAUGGUGUAUGUGGGCCUCUAGUUCUUCUACAGUUAUGGGCAUGGGAGAGAAUACCGCUCAUCCGUCCUGAGAGAUUAGCCCCUCGACAGCAGCCACCAUUUUUUGUGGGGGACAGAGAUCAGCCUUUACCUGCUGGACCUUAUGGCGCUAGGUGGGAUGUUGGAUUUAAGCUGGAAAAGGUGGGAAUGCAUGUCUUGGUUGUGUACAGGGACAUGUUGGACUGCAUGAAGGAUGACCAGUUUGUAUGGCAGCCCUAUGCAGAUAUCAUCACCAGUUUGCCUGACUGCUGCUUAUCUGGACGUGAUAUUUGGCAAACAGUUUCACCUCUUAUAUGUUUUGAUGUCGUAGAACUGCAUUAUCCAAACCGUGUGUUACGUCAAUUUGGUCAGCACCAGGGUAUCCCUGCCGAAUGUGACACUAUUAAGGAACUCCAUUCCGUUGAUCGACGGGGAAGACAAAACACUGAUUGGGUCCAACACCACAAGCAAUAUGUGGACAUGUGGGCAGACCGCCAUGCCCGUGUAGUCUGUGAAUCCCCAGUUGAUGGUCCUAUGGAUUAUUCAGAUCCAUAUAUGAUUUGGUACAGGCGGAUUACCCGUCUAAUAAUUGGCAACCCUGCAAAUCGUACAGACAGUGGAUACCAAGGAGUGGGGGGCGUUAUUGAGCUCAUGGCUCAGAGUUUACAACGGAUCUAUUAUUGCUGUAGUGAUGCAAUAGAUCAGGGGGGUGAAGUUUCCAGAUCUGACAUCCUGAGGGAAAUCCAGGAUUUAUGUAAACAUGCUCUAACUGGAGCUCAUGAAGAUCGACGCCUUACUCUGCGACCAGAUCUAGCUCAACCAGCUCCAAUAGCCGCUACCAUUGUUGGUCCAUCACAGGUUAAGCGGCGUAGACCCCGGAGAGGAGGAAAAAUGGGAUUAUCAAUUGGUGAUCGACUAGCAUUCAACUCUGCAGACAUUUCCUCACCUUAUGCGUCAACUCCAUCUUCUUCACUGGCACCACCAUACCAUUCCCCAACACACUCUCAUGAAGUCUUUACACCAGACGCAGAACCAUAUGUUGCGCUGUCUGCAUCUGCAGCACCUGAAGUUGCUCAUGAAGAUUUUUCAUCAGCUGAGCAUUUAGGCACUGUGGCCAUACCCGUAGAAUCCAAGGUUGAACCAGACACUUCAUUAGCUGAGCCUGUGGACACCAUGAAUGUAGCCACACCCCACGUUUCAAGACAUGAUUCUUCAUCAAUACCCCCAGUCCUGAAUACCACACAGCCCAACAUUUUAGAAUUGGAUAACAUGGUUGGAGCAAUUGCAACAGAGCCAUCGACUGAGAUGUUUGUUACACUGAACUCAACAGUCGAGGAUGAUUUAAUUAUGUCCUGUUUGGAGAAUUCUCAGCGCCCAAAACUGAAGAAAAGAAAGGCCAAAAGUUGACAACUACAGAGAAGAACCCCAGUUCCCAUCUUUUCUUUGCUAAAGUAGUUUGAAGUUGAAGUGAAGUAGAAUCCUUCAUUUCUGUUUGCAGAGUGAAUAUGUUAGUGGCUCUCUAAUUAUCCAUGCAUAUUUUUUGGUUGUUACAUGUAAUUAUGGUUCUUUUUCUUACA
Messenger RNA from Coffea eugenioides, 2910 nucleotides. Its product is annotated as serine/threonine-protein phosphatase 7 long form homolog. The transcript is spliced from 7 exons. Lineage: Eukaryota; Viridiplantae; Streptophyta; Magnoliopsida; Gentianales; Rubiaceae. The coding region runs from base 356 to 2740 and encodes 794 amino acids. The record is from RefSeq and is a predicted model, not a curated record. Gene Ontology annotation, biological process: meristem maintenance; meristem development.